Durusdinium trenchii is the source of this 1538-nucleotide messenger RNA. Lineage: Eukaryota; Dinophyceae; Suessiales; Symbiodiniaceae. The record is from the annotation of a GenBank genome assembly.
AUGGCUGACACGAAGCAGGUAGCACAAAGCUCCAGCAUGUCACAGAGUUCCAAGGUCGUCCCGACGGUCGUGAAGCCUCGCAUUGACUGCAUCGAUGGGUGCCGCUUUGCCUUGGUUUUCCCGAUCAUUCUUGGCCACUUCAUUCGCUUUGGUACAGACAACAAGCGAUUAUUGAAGCUGUUGACGCAGGAGAAUGUGCUGGUGGGUGGUUUCUUCAGUAUUUCUGGGUACGUGGCAGCUUACACUACAACCAAGCUAAGAGAGCGAAGUCACGACGCGAAGAAGCUGAAGGAGCCGGAGCUCUUCUUCUGGCAAAAGGUGAUGGGCUAUUAUCCUCUGCAUUUCUUGGUCUCAACUUUGGGUGCGCCAAUGUUUAUAGCUACGGAUCGAUUGAUGAACAACUCCUGGCGAACCACUGGGAUGCAUGCCUUCCUGAACUACAGCCUCCUGCAGGCUUGGUUUCCUUCCGAAGCAGAGAUCUGGAACCCACCCACUUGGUUCCUAUCAGCUUUGUCCUUUGCCAACAUUACGCUGCCAAGCAUUUUGCCGCAAGUAGCCAAAUUGUCGAAGGAUGGCCUGCAGAAACUUUUGGUAGCACUAUCAGCAGUGUCACUCCUCCAGAAGCUGUCAUAUUCACAGGCAUGGAAGUUUUAUUGCUGUGGAGGAUUUGCAGAGAAGACAGCCCAUCCAUACCUUUGGAACGUUACUCGCUUUCACCCAUUUGGUGCUCUCGUGGAGAUUGUGAUUGGUGUAGCAGCGGCAAGGUGUGUGAUGCUUGAUGACGAAAGCCAGAAGCCAUCGAUGAACCCGUUAUGGCUGUUUCUCGCAAGCUAUGCAUCUUUGGGCUUGCGGCUCACAACCUUGAACCUGAAUGACGCAAUGAUUCGAACGCUUCUCUUCAUGCCACUCUACACCAAGUUCCUCGUAGAGAUGCAUAGGGACUGCCUCACCGAGAACCCGCACCGCAUCACUCGCUUUUUCGGAUCGAAGAGCAUGACCUGGCUGGGUUCUUUGGCCUUUCCAAUGUUUAUCUUGCACGGACCUCUUGGACAGAUCUUCUACAAGAAGAAGAUUGCUGAGAAGCUUUGGGGAGGCAUUCUGCCGAAGAGGUUCUUUCCACUCUACUUGCUGCUGGUCAUGGUUGCUGGUCACUUUACCAAUGAGUAUUUUGUGAAGUCCAAGAGGGUCCAGCAGUUUAGCACUAGUUUGGCCCGAAAACUGGCUGACUCAACCAAAGGAAUGCUUAGCGAUUCUGUGCCGUUGAAGAGGAAGCCCUCUUCGGAAUUGCUGGCAGGAGCAUAGGCAAGGUCUCAUUCACCAGGGCUUCGCACGUAGCAACUGCUCACACAGUAACUUUCCAUUCACGGGACCCCUCACUGGAUUCUUCGCUCCGGAUACAUUGAGCAGAGCUGAGGAGAUCUCAGAUCGCUGUAGAACAAACAUGUACCAACACCAUCAGCCGCCAUGAGCGGUAUCCGAAACUCAGAAGUUUGCGCCGGAGUCCGAGCAAUCAGACUUCGAUUGUUUUCAAACAAGAC